UUCUUUCUUCAUUUUUCAUUUUUCAUUUCCCAAUAACACCCCUAUCCUCUCCAUUCCUUUUUCACAUGUUUCUUAUGUCACUCUCACUUACCCUUUUCUUUCCCAAUUCUCUUCUAACUUAGCGUUUUUAUCAUUCAAUCAAACAGGUCAUGUUCUUUCUUUUCCAAUAUGAAGGUUAAGGAGGUUGCUUCAACACUUCGCUUCCUAUUAUUGAAUGAAGAAGAUAAAUCCAUGGUUGGAGCUGUUCUUGGUUCUCAAGCUUUUGAUUUUUUAACAACUAACUGUCUUUCAAACGAACCUGUUUUAUUGUCUAUUGCUACUUCCGAUGAUUCUCUUCAAAACAAGCUUUCUGAUCUCGUUGAAAAUCCCAAUUAUUCCACCAAUUUCAAUUGGAACUACGCUAUUUUCUGGCAACUUUCUCGUUCAAAAUCAGGUGAAAUUGUUCUUGGUUGGGGUGAUGGGUGUUGCAGAGAACCAAAUGAAGAAGAAAAGCGUGGUGGCGUUGGAAAUAAUUCCAACCUUUCAAUGGAGGAAGAAGAAGGGAUGAAGCAGAGUUUGAGAAAGAGGGUUUUACAGAAACUGCACACAGUCUUUGGUGGUUCUGAUGAAGAUGAAGAAAAUUACGCUUUUGGCCUUGACCGUGUAACCGACACUGAGAUGUUCUUUUUAGCUUCAAUGUACUUUUCUUUUCCAAAAGGGUAUGGUGGACCCGGUAAGUGUUUUGCUUCUGGAAAAUAUUUGUGGUUGAAAAAAUCUGAUAUUUCUGAUUACUGUGUUCGUUCUUUCUUGGCUAAAUCUGCUGGAAUUCAAACUGUUGUUUUAGUACCUACUGAUUUUGGUGUUGUUGAGUUGGGUUCUGUUAGAAUGGUACCUGAAAGUUUUGAUCUGUUGAACACUGUCAAAUCCUUGUUUCCAAUUUCAACUUCCCUUCAAUCAUCAUUGUAUCCUUCUAGGGUGAUGCAUGAAGGAAGAGUUCAUGAAAGUGGAGUUUCAAAUGGUGUUUUAGUUCCAAAGGUUGUUGUGAAUGUCAACAAUGGUCGUACACAUUUUAGAGAGAAACUUGCUUUUAGGAAAAUGGAUAAUAGCAUUAACUUUCCUAGUGGUAGAAAUGGUUUUCAUGAUUCUAGUUGGAGAUUGAAUCAAGGUCAACCUGAAAUUUUUACUCCUAAUGGUGUGAGGAAAGAUUUUAGGCUCAAUCAACCACAAAGGGAGGUGCAAAUGCAGAUUGACUUUUCAGGAGCGAAUUCAAGGCCUUCUGUGAGACCGGUUAAUGCUGAAUUGGAACUCACUGUUGAUGUUGAGGCUUCUGUCAAGGAGGACCAAGCUAGUGAUGAAAGGAGGCCGAGGAAACGUGGCAGGAAGCCGGCGAAUGGAAGAGACGAACCACUCAAUCAUGUUGAGGCAGAGAGGCAAAGGCGCGAGAAGCUUAAUCAGCGUUUUUAUGCAUUGAGAGCUGUUGUGCCGAAUAUCUCAAAGAUGGACAAGGCAUCCUUACUUGGUGAUGCCAUUGCUUACAUCAAUGAGCUUCAAGCGAAACUCGGGAUCAUGGAGUCCGAGAGAGUAACAAAUGGAAUUAGUCCUUUGAAGGACGGAUCCAUUUUGGAGGCGAACUCGAGAUCAGAAAAUCGUCACCAGCAGGAUGUGGUUAUUCAAGCUUUGCAGGAUGAGGUAAUUGUAAAAGUGAGUUGUCCUCUUGAUAUUCACCCCGUUUCGAAAGUAAUUGAAACAUUCAAAGAGGCACAAAUCAGUGUUGUAGAGUCGAAACUCGCGGCUGCAAAUGAUACCAUCCACCAUACUUUUGUAAUUAAGUCACAAGGAUCUGAACAGCUUACCAAGGACAAGUUGAUUGCAGCGUUUUCCAAAGAAUCCAACGCCUCUCAAAUACAAACAUUGUCAUCGGUCGGGUAGCAAAGGAUUUGCAGUUUACAUUGUCUAUAUAUAGACAUGAUACAUAGAGAAGGAAUCAAUUUCUAAAGCUUCCUGUUAACAGUGUAGGACAACCAAUUUAUGUUUGUCUAUAGACUUUAGUAUACACAGUUUAUCAGAACAGAAACAUUGUUCCUGCAAUGUCCAUUGUUUUAUUUAGUUUAAUUAACCAAUGUCAAAGAGUUUAUGUCUCAAGUUCUAAUUUUCUUUCUUGUAGUGCUAUGCAUAAGAGUAAGGUAAUAGUUUAAUUAUAUUUGCCUUUGUCUCUA
This is a messenger RNA of Cicer arietinum (chickpea), 2195 nucleotides long. RefSeq names its product transcription factor MTB1-like. Gene Ontology annotation, cellular component: nucleus. Gene Ontology annotation, biological process: regulation of DNA-templated transcription. The record is from RefSeq and is a predicted model, not a curated record. Lineage: Eukaryota; Viridiplantae; Streptophyta; Magnoliopsida; Fabales; Fabaceae. Gene Ontology annotation, molecular function: transcription cis-regulatory region binding; DNA-binding transcription factor activity; protein dimerization activity.